This is a messenger RNA of Sporisorium graminicola, 1146 nucleotides long. RefSeq lists its product as uncharacterized. The record is from RefSeq and is a predicted model, not a curated record. Lineage: Eukaryota; Fungi; Basidiomycota; Ustilaginomycetes; Ustilaginales; Ustilaginaceae. The transcript has a single exon. Bases 1 to 1146 code for a protein of 381 amino acids.
AUGCCAGCCCACCACGUCGACGAUGACGCAGCAUCCAUAGCAUCCUCCAGCUCUGCGUCCUCCGACGCCACCUCGGCACGCGAACGACCACACUCGCCCACCUCGCUGUUUGAAGACUCACUAUUCACGCUCUUCUCGCACAACCAGCCGGCCCACGGCGACCCGGGGGACACGUGCCGCUACACGCACGCGCAUCUCGCCCCGCGCUAUCUGUCCGCAUCCCGCGCACGCCCAACAACGCUGCGCUACAAGAUCGCGCAGAACAGCGGGACCAACACGAAGCUGUUUGCGCACCACCAGUGGGACGCCGGCCUGUACCUAGCUGAUCUCAUCGCCGAGCAGAGUUUCAGCAGCAAUUCGGAGGGGAAGCAGAGGGAGAGAAGGGCUUUCGUCGAUGUGCGCGGGAGGGACGUUGUGGAGCUGGGGGCAGGGACAGGGCUGCCCGGGCUGGUGGCGUGCGCGAUGGGUGCGCAGCGCACAGUGAUCACCGACUAUCCAGAUGCGCAUGUGAUGGACAAUCUCGAGCGCAAUCUCGACUUGGCGCUGCUUCCACGCAGUAGCAGCAGCAGUAAGAGGAGCGAGCGACGGCCGAACCCGCACUAUCUGGAGGCACGCAAGCGCGUCCAAGUGAUGGGUCUGGGCUGGGGUAAUGCGGAUGAGGAGGCGCGUGUGCUGGCGGCUUCUGCAGCAGAUGCGGGCUACGACGUGGUCCUCGCAGCCGACGUCCUGUGGGUCUCGUCUGCCCACCCGCUACUCAUCCACUCGAUCCGCAAACUGCUCAAACGCGAUCGAAAUGCGCGGUGCGUCCUCAUCGCAGGCUUCCACACAGGCCGACCCGCCGUACGACGCUUCUUCGUCCAACUCGCCCAGCCUGCUGACUCGAACGACACUUCGCUAGACCGAGAGAGGAAGGCAGGGAUCGUACCAGAUUGGCAAGACACCGAAUUUGGAGGGAUCUGUGAACGCAACGUGGACGGCUCGCAGCGAGCGUGGUCCGGGGCUCCAGUGCCAAGCAAGGCCGACUACGACAAGGGGAAGCUGACCAGCUUUGAGAGCGAGGAGGGUGCGAUGGAGGAGAUGGGGGACAUCAGCGAUCGGGGAAGCUGGGUCGUCGUUGCUUCACUGCGAUGGGCGGAUCUGGAAUAG